Molecule: messenger RNA, 1382 nt
Organism: Rhizophagus irregularis DAOM 181602=DAOM 197198
Lineage: Eukaryota; Fungi; Glomeromycota; Glomeromycetes; Glomerales; Glomeraceae
Source: RefSeq, a predicted model, not a curated record
CCGGCAUUUGAGACUUUAUGAAAAUGGAAACCUAAUCUGAUCCCGCGAUGUAUAAUUAAAUUAUUUGUCACACGAGUCUUGGAAACUAAUUUUAAAUACAUUUUAGGUUGGAACUGCAUUCGAAGAUCUAUGUUCACUCUCAGAAAUGGAAGCAUUAGUAAUCGAUACCGAAGCCUGGUAUGAAGAUGCAAAUACAAAUUUACGAUCUUUGAAGCGUGAUGUUGGACAGUGCAUAACUGAGAGCGCUAGUUAUGAGAAAACCAUGUGGGAGAGAAUAGAAACGGAACUCAAAGAAAUUAAUGUGGAGAGUCUUGGAUUCGAUCAUCCGAUUUGUUCAGGUGUUCUAGAUAUCAAGUCAGAACCCUUUACAAAUAUGCCUGGGUCAGUUUCUGAUAUUUUUAAGGAGCCAUUUCGAAGAUAUAAGUUAGAACAGAAUCAUGAUGUAAUGGAAGCCUGUAAAGAAUUUAUCCGGAAUGAGGAAUCUAAAAUUAAUAUGGAUGAUGAUUUGGGCAAUAUUAAUUAUGGAGAAUGGUUGGAUAAAACCGAAGAAUUACAUGAUUUAACAAAACGAAUGUUAGAAUCAAUGCUCAAAAUUUGGAAAUCGCCAAAAUACGAAGCAUAUAUAAAGAAGGAAAAAUCGAUAAAUGAAGGAUCAUAUGUUUGCGAAGUUCUCGCUCCAUUGAUAAAUAUAGUGAUGAGUGAUUUACCAGGAAAACCAACAGCGUGGGACAUAUGGGGCGAAGAAGGGAGUUCAGCUAGUGCUACACGAAAAGGUUCUCGUAAAAUUGCCCGAAGAGCUGAUUAUAUGAUGGUAGCCCAGUUAGGAAAAAAAGCUGAACUUGAAAUUGUUUAUCUUGAGACCGGUAGACCUAAUUCCAGUCAGGAUAAGCGGGUUCGUGAUCACAAAAAAUUAAUCCGUUUUUCCAAGGAUUCUAUAGACACUACGAGAAACAUAAAAAACCUUAAAAAGAUAUUUAACCAAUCAUCAAAGAGGCAGAAUCUGACCAUAUUUACUAUUAACAUUGCAGGCGAUGUUAUAGAACUUUAUGCUAUGCGAAAAGAAUCGGGAAUUUACAAGUACUGUUUAAUAGAGGAGGCAACAAUUCCGUUGCACAUGACUUCACCAAGUGCUGUAUAUCCGCUUAUCCAUACUUUAUUGACAUUGAGAACGGUUGUAGCGUGUACAAUUCACAAAAUAUUAUAUAAUCCUGACUCGGGGGAUAGUGACCAUAGUUCUAGUGAAAUGGUAGUAACAGUUUCGACCCCCAAAAAUUCAUAGAAUAGAGAUUUCAUACAUGUAAUUUUUAUUAAGUUAUAUUAUUAAUAAAGCAGUGUAUUAGAUAAUAAAAAAAAAUCUUGGCAUUUUCCGAGACAUUAUGUCC